AUGACUCGAAUACCUCGAAGGUCUACCUCGGUCCUUGCCCAGCGGAGCCCAGGUUUGACUGUCAAACGAACAGCGCGGAGGCAUAAGGUGAUCUUGGAAUCUAUUACCCAAAAGAAGAAGAAAUUGCGGAGUGUGAUAUCUUUCGAAACCAAAGCGCCUCCGGGCUAUACAUUCAUAUCGGCAGGUGAUCCGCAUUUUACGGCCACCUGCAAAGAGCGCUGUCGAAGGGGGGGUCUGAAGGUAUACGCGGUUUCUACAACUCCCCACUUGCACGCCCACGGUCUCUCACAGCAUGUGCACCGUAUUGGCUAUCAUUUCCCAAGCGUUGUUGUUGCGGAAGUGUGUACAAGUAAUGGUUUAUAUCUCACAGGAACGGGAAAAGCUGUGCCCCUCCAGAGCCUGGGCCAUGAGCCCAGCCGCAAGCACGCUGACGCAGAUUCUCAGAUCACCAUAAACACAGAAGCAAGGGAUGUUCUUAGAGACCUCUUCCCAAAUAUUCCCGACAAUGAUCUAAAUCAGAUUAUUAAAACUGCAUUUCAAAAGGGUCAGCGCAAAGUAGGUACAGCGGUUGAGCUACCCCUCGCUCGUCGAGCACAACUAGCAGUUGUCGCCCAUAUUCGACACAUCUAUACAAACUACGACCGCCUUCUCAAAUCCACUUCUUUCCAUGAAGCAAGAGCGACCGUUGAACAACCGACUCUCGCUAAGCUGGUGGAAUGGCGAGGGGAUGACGAAAAUGGCAAGACGGUUCUUGAAGAUGUGUUUCGUGAAGUGAUCGUUAUAUCCGAUGAUGAAGAUAGUGACAUCGAGGCAGAGCCACAGCAUAUUCUUGGUCGUGAUACCAGCGUGGAAAUCAUUUCCAGCAAUCCCGUGGUUGAGGAACUUCAAAUGAGGCGUGACAGCCAUAGCAAUCGCGCUCUCCGAGAUGCACCAGUAGAGACUUCGGAAGAUGAAGCAGCACCAGGCUUUCGUUUUAUUCCAGAACCCUCAAAGAAAGCGAAAAUUGACCGUCGCGGAUUUAGCAGGUAUCAAGCUUGGGACCGUGCCAUUAACAGGUAUAAAAACCUGGCCAGUGGUUCCACUAGUCCACCAGCUGCAUACCCUGCUAGAGAUACCUCGCAAAGGAACUUUGGACUUGGAAGAGAGACCUCUGCACGCGGACAUAUUGGUCCGCGCCAAUGUUCUGUUGGCCCAUUUACCCUACCUAACCACAAAGCAAUCACGAGUAUCUUGAGUCGGCCCCCGCUUAAUCCUGUGGCAGACCGUCAUCCUUAUGAACUAUAUCCUCUGGAUAUGCCAAACGGGGGAAGAGGUGCCCCUGCCCCUCUCAAUCUGCCUAUUCCUACUCCGCAGGGGAGAGCACACAUGCUUGAACCCGUGAAACACUCGUUCCAACAAGCUGACUUUCCGAAUGGACCUGUUUUUGUCAGCGGGCCCAAAGAAAGCAUUGAAAGAACUGGCGAUGGUCUCAGGUCGUUUGCUCGGCCACAGGGUCACUUACAAAACAGGAAUGUGAACCAAGAGGAUCCGGUGCUACCUUCCAUCGAGAAACCUCUUACGGUGGAUAUCAAACGCCCAAAUAGUGGAAAUAUAGAACAUCUUACCAAAAGGAUGUCAGGAGCGUUCGUCUUCCGCUCAGUAACGCCACAUCGGCGUCAAGUCCACCAGGACCACCCAAAUCAUACUCUCCUUCAGGAGCAAUCUGUUGAAGGCCACAAUUCCAAAAGACGGCGUCUGGCAUAUCAGGAACCAAUACCUAUGGAAAAGCCCUUGUCCCCCAUUGGUUCCACUUCUUUGAGCACUUACCCAGGGAAUCGGUAUGCCGUGGCCGUGCAACCAUCUGUCCAAAGCGGUCCCGAUAUCCGUAGGAGAUAUUUCGGCCCAGUUGUUGAGCCGUAUCGUAUCACAGAACACAAACCAAGCACUGGCCAGGACUCUUUCGUCUCUACCUCCCGCUUUGACCGCGAAUCCCGGACUCUCGCCAAUCGUGGACCCAUUAAAGUUUAUGAUGGCCAACAAUUUUCUCACAGUCGUUUUGUUAAUUCCCAGGCCGAUACUGAUAGAUCUUCUGUUAUGGCUCGCCCCGCGCCUGGUAUGGGAUAUCCCGUCGCUGGUGGUAGCGGCCGCGAUAGGUCUUUGCAGUCUCACAUGCCAAUCCCACCAGAAUCACGCGUAUCUCAAAAUGUCCAUGGCUUUAAUGCCCCUGGAUUGAGGGCGCCAGAAACAACAGGCCCUCGGUUAGAGCCAGCGUGGUGGAGCAAUAACAUUGUGUCCAUUAAGCCCGCGGAGAAUCAGGGACUUUAUGCUGAUGGUUUUAUCCGCCCUGUUGACAUCGGGGAGCCUGAAAUAUCGAAGUUUCGGCCGGCCCGUCGGCUUCCCUCCGUAUAUAUGGCGGAAGACCCGUCCCGACCGAUCAAUGUCAAACUUCACGAUAAUCAGCAUCGGCGUGUUCCGUCGGAUAGUCUAGCCUCAUUGCCGCCUCGCGGUCGCGUUCAUGCAGAUUCCCAGGCUGAAGCACCUUUCCAGCAGUAUCCAGUCAGCGACCAAGCUUCUGGACAUCAGGAUGCCACGCUAAUCAGGACGGCGCUCCCUGUCUACGAGGACCGAAGACAUCUUAAGAACGCCGUCGUCCCUCCUCGGUAUGGCCAAAAAGAGAGUCCCAUUCUCAUAGACACCUGA
Molecule: messenger RNA, 2679 nt
Organism: Aspergillus mulundensis
Lineage: Eukaryota; Fungi; Ascomycota; Eurotiomycetes; Eurotiales; Aspergillaceae
Product: DUF2293 domain-containing protein
Exons: 5
Coding region: 1-2679 (892 amino acids)
Source: RefSeq, a predicted model, not a curated record